GAUCUGGCAACCCUCCUGUUAGCCACAGUAGUAGGACUCGCACUACUACGCGGAAUCUCCUAAACACAUCUAUUUUAUUUAAUAAAGGAGGAGGAGACGGCGGACACUUUCUGUUACUGAUCAUGGAUUACGGGAGGCGGAGCGGACGCUGUGAUCGUAUGGGGCAUGCAGAAAUCAAGGAUCACGAUUACAGAGACGUGGACUACCGCGGAUACUCGCGCGACGGCGGAUAUGACGAAAGCGAAGGUGUAAGUAAAGACCGACAGCACGGACGCGGUGAGUUUGAUGAAAAUCGGUUCAGAGGGAGAGGAAACCGAGAGGGCGGAGACGGACCCCGACGAGGCAGCGGCUUUUCGAAUUCCCACACGCACUUCGAGCAGGAGGAGAGAGACCUUCGGUUCGAGGACGAGCACGAGCACGAUGUCCACGCGCGAGACUAUGAGCGCUACAGACGCAGAUCAGAAGACUGGAGGAGAGACGGAGGACAAGCGGAGGAGGAAAAAUAUUCCAGAUCAAGAAGGCAGCAGUGCGGAUGGAGGGAUGAGGACGGAGAGAUGAGUUACAGGAGAGAGUCGAGUGUGGAGGACUCGGAGCUGCGGGAUCAUGAUUACAGAGCUGAAGACCAGAAACCAAGCAACAUCAUCAUGCUGAGGAUGCUACCACCCGACGCCACCACCAACGAGAUCCGAGCCCUACUCCAGGUUCAGGGGAUUCAGCCUCGAGAUGUUCGACUGAUGCGGAACAAAUCUUCAGGUCAGAGCCGAGGAUUCGCCUUCGUCGAGUUUAAUCACUUGCAGGAGGCCAGCCGCUGGAUGGAGACCAACCAGAGAGUGCUCACUGUUCUUGGACACAGAGUGUCUAUGCACUAUAGUGACCCAAAGCCACGCGCUAACGAGGACUGGCUCUGUAACAAGUGCGGAGUGCAGAACUUCAAGCGAAGGGAGAAAUGUUUCAAAUGUGGAGUUCCAAAAUCAGACGCCGAGCACAAACUGGCCGUGCUGCAAAAAGAUUUACCCCAGAGGCAGUUGAAGGACUCAUCACAGGGCUUACUGCCUCUUCCUACCAUCUAUCAGACAGCCAGCCCUCUGCUCAACAUCGCCGCGUCGUCUCAGACCGCGGAGGCAGCAAACGACACCCUAAUCCUCAGGAAUCUCGGUCCUCACACCACAUUGGAGGCCAUUUUGUCGUCUCUGGCGCCAUUCGCUACUCUGUCUUCCUCCAACGUUCGGCUCAUUAAAGAUAAACAGACGCAGCUGAAUCGUGGAUUCGCCUUCGUGCAGCUCACCACCAUCGUGGAGGCGUCUCAGCUGCUGCAGAUCCUUCAGGCUCUUCAGCCUCCGCUGUCCAUCGAUGGGAAAAGUGUGACUGUGGAGUUCGCCAAGGGCUCAAAACGCGAGGUGUGUGUGACUGACAGCAGUCGUGUGAGUGCAGCUACAGUAGCAAGUACAGCCAUUGCUGCAGCACAGUGGGCUGUUUCCCAGCUUUCCGCAGGAGGAGACGUGAGUGUGUACCAGCAGGGGGCAGCAACAUCUGCGUUCACGCAGCAGAGACCAGAAGGAGUUGCCGCAGAGGCAGUCAGCUAUCAAGGGGCCGGGGCUGUUGUCGGGACAGGCCCCGUGACAAAUUCUGCUCCAGGGUUAAUAGGUGCCUAUGAAGGGGGAAGCGUGACUACAGCUGCUCUGGUUCCCACGGUAACCGAAGGCGCAGCAGUCAGUUCUGCGCUCAUACAGACACACUCACAAGUUGUCAGCACACAGCCAAACCAGGUGGAGAUUGUUGGAAAGCCUCAGCCUGCCACACCAGGAACAGCGUAUGAGCGUCAGCAGUACCCUGAUCCUGAUGUGUCCACUUAUCAGUAUGAUGAAAGCUCAGGUUAUUACUACGAUCCUCUGACUGGACUUUACUACGAUCCCAACUCCCAGUAUUACUAUAACCCUCACACUCAGCAGUACAUGUACUGGGACGGAGAGAAACACACCUACAUUCCUGCUGCUAAUGACGGUGCUGAUCCUGCUGCUAUGGCAACGACCUCUGACCUCUCCGCUUCGACGAAGGACAAGAAGGACAAACCCAAAACCAAGACAGCGCAGCAGAUUGCUAAAGACAUGGAGCGCUGGGCUAAAAGUAUGAACCGGCAGAAGGAGAGCGUUCGCUCGGCCUCUUCCGCUCUCACGCAGGCUCGACUCGCGGACGAGCGCAGAGAAUCGGCCAGCGCCGACGCCGGAUACGCCAUCCUGGAGAAGAAGGGUGCUCUGUUAGAGCGAUUGCAGAUUCUGUCGGAGCACAUACAACAUCCCGAAGAAAGAGAGAGUCCUCCUCCUCAGAGUUCGGCGUCGGUGUACAGAGGAGAGACGGACGGAGAGGAUGGGGGAGGAGGAGAGAGGGAUGAGAGGAUGACAGACUGGGCUAAACUGGCGUGUUUACUCUGCAGGAGACAGUUUCCCAGUAAAGAAGCUUUAAUCAGACAUCAGCAGCUCUCCGAGCUCCAUAAGCAAAAUCUCGAGCAGAGAAGAGCUCGACAGGUGCUGCAGGAGAGCAUGGAGAGCCAGAUGAAAUACAGGAGCGACACACCAGACGCCAAAAAGAGGAAAUACAGUCCCAUGUGACGGCACACACACACACACACACAGUGCACACCACAAACGGUCAAUACCAUAUCACACAGAGCCAUAAUUAACACUGAGUGUUAGGAGAAUAUUCGGAUCGAUUAUUAUAUAUUUUGGUUUUUUUACCUUGUCGGAUUAUUUCGCACGCAUUCAAACACUGCAUCUCUCUUAGUGUUAAAUAAUGCAUUCUUCAGUAAUAAGAAUCCACUGAGGAAAGUGUUGUGUGUGUUUGAUAACUGGAAAAAAAAAAACCCCUUCACCACAGUGUGGUGUCUUAAAAAUCCCAGCCUUUUUAUUUUCAGGAAAAAAAAAAAAAAAAAAAAAAGUGUAAUGUCAACAACAAUCCGAAAUAGUUUAUGGUGUGAAGACUAUAUUUUAGAAAUGUGAUUUUUUUUUUUAAAUUUUAUGUAAAACUGUCAUAAAUCAUAGUCCUGGCAUGUGUACGGAUAUGAUAAAUUCCUGUUCUAACGAGUGUCUGUUUUUAAAAAAGUAAAACAUUAGCUGCCAUAAUAAGGGUUUGAUUAUUAUUAUUAUUAUUAUUAUUAUUAUUAUUAUUAUGAUGAUUUUUAUUAUUUGGGGGAUGGCACAAAUAUUCAGGAUUACUAGAAAAAGCCUUUUAAAAAAAAAAAAGAAAUAAAAAAAAAGUCAUAGCAAUAUUUGAACUGAAUGUGAUGUCAGUAUCAGCGAAUGGAAUAGCAGAACACUCUUUCAGAUUGUUCCAUGGUGUGAAGCCGUUUCAUUAAAAACUUCCUCCGCGUUUGUGUGUAAAACGUCGACAGUGUCUAUGCAGCAAGGUUAGUCACGUCGGUGAAACGCGAACACUCGAGACGUUUAAUCUCCACACCCUAUAUGUGCCAGGUCGUGUUUGUGCGUUAUUCCACGUUCAAAUCUAAAACAUCUCGCGAACUAGCAAGGAAAAAUCGAUCAACGUGAUCUUAGCCGGCUGAGCAGUAGGCAACGUGGUUUAAGUCGAAGGUACGACGGGCGAAUUCAUUCAGACUUGCGUGAAUACGACGUUUUCAAAUAGGAGAAAUAGUCCAGAAUCAGCAUUUUGAAAAUACAUAUUAAAUGAUAAAGCCAAUAGGAAGCAAGGGGUGUGUCUGGUUAAUGAAGGGGAGGGGAGGGGCGGGGUUGGAUAGGGUGGGCGGGGUUGUGAUGAUGCAUACACAUGUUCUCUCCGGGAUAUAUGUGUAUUUUUUUAAGUCUAUAUAUAUUUUACUGAGCUGUUUUACGAGCAAAGGUUUUAAAAGAAAAGAGGCAAUGAUAUUAGUUACAUCACUCCUGUCUUGUUAAUUGUUUAUAAAUGUAAAUAAUUAUAUAAAUGAAAAAUAAAGCCUUGGACUGCGUUGUACACUG
This is a messenger RNA of Ictalurus furcatus (blue catfish), 3962 nucleotides long. RefSeq names its product RNA binding motif protein 10 (gene rbm10). The record is from RefSeq and is a predicted model, not a curated record. Gene Ontology annotation, molecular function: RNA binding. Lineage: Eukaryota; Metazoa; Chordata; Actinopteri; Siluriformes; Ictaluridae. The transcript is spliced from 22 exons. The coding region runs from base 123 to 2606 and encodes 827 amino acids. Gene Ontology annotation, cellular component: nucleus. Gene Ontology annotation, biological process: mRNA splicing, via spliceosome.